AUGCUUUUAUCACUUCCAGACUUGAUUACUGCAAAAGCAUCUUCUACGGCCUUCCCACCAAACAACUCAACAAACUACAAUAUAUCCAGAAUCCUGCCACCCUCCUGCUCACCCACACCGGCUCCCGUGACCACAUCACCCCCGUCCUCCAAAACCUACACUGGCUCCCCAUCAAAGAACGUAUCCAUUUUAAAAUCCUCCUCCUCACCCACAAAGCCCCCCAUAACCAGGCCCCCUCCUACCUCACCAGCCUGCUCCACCACUACACCCCCUCGUAACCUCCGAUUUUCUGAUGCCCACCUCCUGUCCAUACCACCUGACACCAAGCACCGAACCUGGGGGGGACAGAGCUUUCUCUGUCGCCGCCCCCACCCUCUGGAACUCCUUACCACCAAACAUCUGGAACUGCCCGAACCUGUCCACCUUCAACUUGAGAAACAGUCUCCAUCUAUCAACCCCUUUGCGCUCAUGCAGGAUGUAGUUCCUUGUCAG
Stegastes partitus (bicolor damselfish) is the source of this 492-nucleotide messenger RNA. The record is from RefSeq and is a predicted model, not a curated record. NCBI's taxonomy places the organism in Eukaryota, Metazoa, Chordata, Actinopteri, Pomacentridae.